AUGUUUACAUUAGACGAUAAAAGCGCGGAUGGGAAUUUCGAAGUGACCUUGGCAACCAAGGCCACCAUCUAUCACCAAGGCUUGGUGGAGUGGAAGCCGCCUGCCAUAUACAAAUCGUCGUGCGAAAUCGAUGUUGAAUAUUUUCCGUUUGAUGAGCAAACCUGCGUACUGAAAUUUGGAAGCUGGACCUACGAUGGUUUCAAGGUAAGGGUUGGGUUGGCUAAAACCCAUCACCAAGUGAACGAAUGA
Messenger RNA from Brassicogethes aeneus, 249 nucleotides. NCBI's taxonomy places the organism in Eukaryota, Metazoa, Arthropoda, Insecta, Coleoptera, Nitidulidae. The record is from the annotation of a GenBank genome assembly.